Messenger RNA from Anoplopoma fimbria (sablefish), 3658 nucleotides. Its product is annotated as sal-like protein 4. The transcript is spliced from 3 exons. Gene Ontology annotation, cellular component: nucleus. NCBI's taxonomy places the organism in Eukaryota, Metazoa, Chordata, Actinopteri, Perciformes, Anoplopomatidae. The record is from RefSeq and is a predicted model, not a curated record. Gene Ontology annotation, molecular function: DNA-binding transcription factor activity, RNA polymerase II-specific; RNA polymerase II cis-regulatory region sequence-specific DNA binding. Gene Ontology annotation, biological process: regulation of transcription by RNA polymerase II. The coding region runs from base 41 to 3658 and encodes 1205 amino acids.
CAACCGACCGAUGCCCUCCUCUCUGCCUGAGCAGUGAAUCAUGUCACGCCGGAAGCAGAAGCGACCCCAGCAUCUAGUUAACGCGGAUCCAGGGGGCCCAAGGCUGCUCUCUCACGAUGAUCACCUGGGCAUGAAGUCACCAUCCACAUCUCUUGGCUCAGAAGUGACUUCGUCGGGUUCCUCCUCCUCUUCCCCCACCUCUCUCCAAGACUGCCAGCCGCCUCUGGCCCCUCGCCCAUCCCCUGGUGGGCUCCACGCGCCCUCCUUGCCCAGCGAGAGCUCGCCUCCUCCCCACUGGCCCAGCCACAUUGCCCCCUUCACCACUUCCCUCCCAAACACCCACUCUUCCCUCUCCCCAGACUUUCCUCACCCCUCACUGUCAUCCCAGACUCACUCACCUCCUCCCCUGGGUCAAACCUCAGGUUCCCACAGCCUGUCCCACCAAGGAAACUCACACUCCACCAUGACCUCCCCACCAAUGGGCAGCUCAGCCACCACCACUACCUCCUCCUCUUCAUCCUCCUCGUCUUCUCAGUGGGUGCAGCCGCACCGAGGAAGCUCCAGCCCAGGUCAUCAGCAGCCCUCCGGCUCUCCGGGGCAGCAGGGACAGAUCCAGGUGUCGCCAACCCUGGCAAUACUACUAGAGGAGCUGAGGGUUUUACAGCAGAGGCAAAUCCACCAGAUGCAGAUAACAGAGGAGAUCUGUAGGCAUGUUCUGAGGCUCGGAGGCGCAGUCUUUGGUCAAGAUAAUAACACACAGGCCAGUGGUGUGGACAGAGACCGGAAGUCUACAGGAGCAUUAUCUUCCUCACCAACACACCCCUCCACUGCCACGCCAGUCACCACAGCCUCAUCGCUUUUAUCUGGCCUUCCAUCUUCCCUCUUUGCCCAGCCCUCUAUCUCAAAAUCAGGUGCUUCACAUGUCAAUGGCAGCAGAGCUCUAUCCUCCUCUACCUCAUUAUCUUCCUCAUCUAUGUCAUCCACUCUCAGCUCCUCUGUUGCCUCCCUGCACCCUCUGUCCUUGUCACUGGGUUUACCGCCACGCUACCUCCACGAGAAAUCAUCCAACACCUCCUCAUUUGGUCAUAGCAAUGGUAUCAGUUUCCAGACUCCUCCCAUUCCUACCACCAGCCACUCCCAGGAUCUUCAGCCCAGCUCCUCUCUGGGCUCUGCCUCCUCAGCAGGACGCCAUCAUCAUGUGUGCCGUUUUUGUGGGAAGGUGUUAAGCAGCGAUUCGUCACUCCAGAUCCAUCUGAGGUCGCAUACAGGUGAAAGGCCCUACCAGUGUCCAGUCUGCUUGAGCCGUUUUACAACCAGGGGGAACCUCAAAGCCCAUUUCUUGCGACACAGAGAGCAGAACCCAGAGCUGUCCCUCUCGCUGCUGCCCCCAGCACUAUCAGACCAAGCACCUGUUCCUGCUCCUACCCAGAGGAGAAGAAAACGGCGAGCUGAUGAUGACGAGUCGUUUAAUGGAGUGAAAGGAAGCAUUCCUGGGAUGACGGAGAACAUGGCUUUAGGAUUCCUGUCUGGUGCAUCUGCCCGGCCCUCGCCUUCCUCUCUACCUCUGCCGCCGUCAGUGGACAUGGCAUUGUUAUCCACAGCCCAUUCACUGCUUCAGCUGAACAGAGCCUCGGCUGCAGCUGCUGCCAACACAUCCAGCACUGGACUGCCUUCUUCCUCUUCGUCUUCCUCCUCCAUGGGCAGCCAGUUCAAAGGAGCAAAGCAGCAGCGAUUUGAUGAAAACACACCUCCUCACUCUGCCAUCCUUACAACCUCCCCAUAUUCCCAACUGGCCCACCUCCCUAAGAUUCUCUUCCCUGACGGUACCUCCCCUCACCACCUUGCGCUUCUCCGGCCCCCAAGCCACCCAUCCGCCUCACACCUCACUUCGCCACAUCAGCUCCCCUUCCCGUUCCCACCUUUCCCUAAACCAUCAACCUCCUCCCCCUCUUCAUCCUCUCCCAACACCUCUACCAAGACUUCAGACACCUCCAAGUUGCAGCGUCUGGUACAGAAGCUUGAAAAGGGAGGGGCCUCCUCUUCCUUCACCUCCUCACAAACCAUUGCUGAUGCAUACGGCGACACACACGGCCAUGACCUGUCCACCACUUCCAGUGCCUAUCGCAGGGAAAUGUUGGCUGCUCUCGGCCUGAGCCCGAGUACCAAUGCUGCUGGACUGAUGACCAGCCAGGGAAUCUCAGGUUCUGGCACUACAACUACCAUGACUACCCUUUCUCUGCCUACCGCCCAGGCUGCUAAUCAGUGUGGAGUGUGUCUGCGUGUCCUUAGCUGCCCCAGAGCGCUGCGUUUGCACCAAGCCACACAUCUGGGAGAGCGCCCGUUCCCUUGUAAGUUGUGUGGUCGUUCCUUCUCCACAAAGGGAAGCCUCAGAGCCCACCUGGCGACUCACCGUGCAAGACCGGCCAACUCCCGUGCCUUGAACUCCUGCCCGUUGUGCCCACGCAAGUUCACCAAUGCCUUGGUUCUUCAGCACCAUAUCCGAUUGCACCUGGGAGGGCAAAUACCUCCUGACGAAGAUAUGCCACCCGAAGACGAAACAGAGAAUGCUGCCUUUAAUGAGCGUGCAAAUAACUCCCCAUCUAAAGCCCAACAACUUCUUCCUCUGGCCUUAACAACAAGCUCCAAGUCUUCAGUUGAUGCUCUAAACUCAGGGUCCACUUCUAAGAAAUCCACAGCCGCUGAUGCCACUUCUGUAAAAAUAGAGGAAACAGAGGGCUCAACACCGAGUGUUAGCCCACCCCUGACCCGUAAUCCCCCCUCAGUGGGAGCUGAGGACCCCCUGCGUCUGAGAAACAACACCCUAGCUGAUGGUAGCCCCAAGAACAGCUCCAUGGUCUCUGAGGAGGAGACCCGUGCUGACCCGGGCACCACCAGCCCUUUAAAAGCACCCGAAGCUAGCUCUCAUUCAGCUGUAGUGAAUGGAGACGCAGAGGCAGAUGACACCCCUCUAUCCCUCUGUGUUUCAAAGCCUGGAGUAGAAAAUGACACGCUGCAUACAGGGGUUAAUAAUGAUGAAACCUGCUCUACAGACAAACCUACCACAAGUCCCGAUUCUAACCCUAAACCCCCAGCUGCAAAUGCUUCACCUGCACUCACCCCCCCUGCCAGCCCCAAAGCUAUCCCCGAAGCAGAAGAGGCCUGUGACAGUGUACCACAGGAGGCACAAGAGAAAGAUGAUGCCCAAAACAACGGCAAGAGUGAGACUACCACACCCAGAGAGCCUUCAUCAGUUUUGGAUCCAGAGCCAGAGAAGGAUGCUCCAAUGGAGGAGGGUGAUGGCGUACAAGAAAAGCCUUCAGAAGACCCAGAGCCUUCUGUUCCAGCACCAACCCAGCCUCCUCGCUCUGACAAACCCUACAGCUGCUCGCAAUGUGGAAAGGCAUACGCCAGCCGUAGCGGACUUAAGGGCCACAUGAAAACUCACCCUGAAGCGUUGAACAAUACCCCCACCAAGGCUCAAACCAAUGAAACGGACAUUGUGGAGGAUGGCAGCUCGAAUUCAACCAAUAAGAAUCAGGUUCAGCAGGAAGAAGAGCAGGGAUUGGCUAAAUCCCCCAAGAAAGAUGAAAGCACAGAUCCUCUACCAAUCAGUGUGGCUUCUAGUGUGGCGAGCGAGCCUAUGGACACUACUAUGUAG